UUAAACUAGUAUAAAACAGCAAAAUAUAUAAAUCAUAUUCUAGUUUUAGUUCGCUGCAACAGUAGAACAGAUCAAAUAAUUAGGAUAAAUAGUCAUCAACCAAAAUGGCUGACGAUAUUGUCCUGGAGGAAUUUCCCGCUGGCGAUAUUGUCCUGGAGGAAUUUCCCACUGCUGGUGGUUGUGGUCCUGGAGGAUGCGGUAUGACGUGGGGUCUUGGGCUUUCUGAUAAAGCACCACCUAUCCUGAAAGCUGUACAGAAGGGAGACUUGGAGAAAUUAAAGACUUUAAUAGAGAAGGAGAACAUCAAUGUAGAUUCUGAUUAUUUCCUUGAGGGUAACUGGAUAUCACCCAUCCACCAGGCAGUUAUAUGUGGACAUCCCAAUAUCCUCAAGUACUUGCUCAGCAAAGGGGCAGAUCCAAACAAGAGAGACUCAUCCGGAACAACUGCUUUACAUCAUGCUGCGAAGUAUGGAUUUGACAUGGAGCCUGUUAUAACUGACUUGCUUACUCAUGGUGCUGAGAUAGAUGCUAUAGGGAUGCAUGAAGGAGUGACCCCACUGUAUGUGGCUUACCAGGGAGGUUAUAAAGAGAUUGUUGAGCUCCUGUUAUCCAAAGGUGCAGACAUUAACUCUAAAAAUGGAAAUGGGGUUCCUUUGGUGUUCUCAAAUCCAGAGUUGGAUAUGGUUAAGUUUGCAGUGUCAAAGGGUGCCGAUAUACAUCAGGGUUUCACUGGGGGUAAUGCCGUUAAUCUUGCCAUUGAUUCACCAUAUCCAGGGGGAGAGGAACUUCUCAGGUAUUUCCUUGAUGAAGGUGUACAUGCUAUAUGGGUGGAAAAUAGACAAGGAAAGCUACCAUACGAAAGCGCUGUGUUCCAAGAUGAACAGGGCUUUGCUAUGCCAGGUGAGGAAUCCUUUGUCAGCAUACUUGACAAUUUCCUCUUGAAGAUGGCCAGGAAAAACAAUGUUAAAUUUUUUGAAAAAUUGCGAGACAACUACAUCCUUAUUCUAAAUCCAAGAGGUGCUGAUGGAAAGUCUGUUCGGGAUAUCGCUACUGAAAAUAAGUUCUCAAAGAUUGUUGACAUUUUGGACAAUGCUAAAACAUACUUUGAAUCUGUUGAUAAGAUGGUGGCAUCGUUGUUCAACACAGAUACCAUAAAAAGUGCUAUCACCAAGGAUGGAGUUAAUAUUAAUGCACUUAACAAGCGAGGAGCUUCAGUUCUUCAAGCUGCAAUUAACAACAAGAAAGCGGAUAUAGUUGACUUCCUACUUGAACAUAAAGCUGAUGUUAAUGCCACAAACCGUAAACUAUUCACUGCACUACAUCACGCUGUAUCAAAAAUGGACUUAGAGACUGUUGAAAAGUUAAUUAAAAGAGGUGCAAACUUAAAUGCAAGAAAUAUUGAAGGUAUGACUCCAUUAGAGAUUGCGUUCACUGUGAAGCAGUCAAUGUACGCAUACACAGAUCAGCAAGCACAGGAAGCAGUUGUAAAGCUUGUUGAAACUAUGGUAAAAGCUGGAUUGGAUGUAAAGGGAAUGUUCAGUGGGCAACCUCUUAUGCACCUAGCAGCCAGCUCUGGUAAUAUUCCAUUGGCUGAGUAUCUUGCCAAGAAUGGUUGUGAGGGCCAAGUGAACGCAACAGACAAUGAGGGUACUCCUACACUGUUCAAGGCCAUCACAGGAGGUCACAUUCCAAUGGUUGAAUGGCUACUGAACCGUAAUGUGGAUGUAAACACAGAACAUCCUUAUCACAAGACAAGUGCAAUACUGGUUGCUUUGGAAUCCCAUAAUGUUGAAAUGACAAAAUAUUUAUUGGAUAAUAAGGCAGACCCAACCAAAUGCAAGUUCGAAAGUGGACACAACAUUCUUCAUGAAGUGUUCCGUAGCAAACCAACCUUAGAUAUGUUUGAACUGUUCUCAAAGUUUAGUUUUGACGUGAAUGCACAAACCCAGGCUGACCAAUCUACACCACUCCAUGAACUUAUUUCUGGGAUUUUGUGUCGAUAUUCGGGUGAAACAUUCACCGAGGCACAAAUUGCUGAAGCAGAUGACAAGGCAAUACCAAUGAUUAAGAGGUUACUUGAACUAGGUGCUAAGACUGACUUGAAAAAUUGUGUUGGUGAAACAGUGGUUACAAUGGCAACCAAACCACAUAAACACGACAAGAUUUUGAAAUUAUUUGAGAAAAAAUAAAAUAGUCAAACAAUGCAAGAAUAAAUAUACUUACUAUAUGUGCAAUGGUGAUUGCAGUAAUGAUUGAAAUUGUGUAUUUGGAAAUCAAAAGACUUAAUCAGCAUUUAAAUUGUUAUUUAUUGAGCAUUUAACACUGCUAUAUUAAUAAAAUAUUUAUCAGGGAAUACGUAUUAUGUGUCCAUCUAAUGAUGGCAUUUAAUUUAAUGAUAUAUAAUUAAUUUUUGAAUUUUUACAUUUUUACCUGCAUGAAUAUGGAGUUUGCAAUUGUUUAUAUUUUUAGCCUAAUUGGUCAUUUCAAAACAGAAUACACUGGGCUUAGCCAUAUGAUAAUGACAACGACAACAGAACACAUUUUGUGUCACUGUAUUAAGUGCCACUGUAUUCAUUCAGGGUGGGCCAUUAAUCUUAACUGCCUUUGCCAUAUGAUUGUUUUAGGGCUCUAGGCCGUAGCAUUUAUUAAAAAAUAUCAUGUCUGUGUAUGAUUAUAAUGGUAAUUCUUGUAUCUAUAGUGAUUAGACUGUUAGAAACUAUUUAAACUAGUAUAAAAAAGCUAAAUAAUCCUCAAGAAUUGAAGAAUAUGGAAUAAAUGUAUUGUUUUUAGAACAGAUCUUUCCAAUAAACCUACCACAUUUUGAUUCUGUUUGUGGCACCAGAUUGGUGAUGUUAAAGGUUGAACAGAAAGAGGUUCACAAAUUCAAAGUUUAGCAAUUACAUGUACGUGCCCCUAUUCCUGUUCAAAAACUUUUCUUCCACCAACAGUUUAGGGCAUCAUGAACCUGGCCAGUCGGGUUUCCUUGAUGGAGCAAAAUAUGCCAUGGUUUAUAAUAAAUGACCAUUCUUCUUUGCAAGAAAUGUGAUGUAAUGAGUAUAUUAUGGAGGUAGGUAGGUAAACUGUCAUUUCAGUCUUAUAACAUACAGUAUGUAGCUUACUUAAGUUCAAUUCAUAAUUCCAUUGAGAACUUUGAAUCU
Molecule: messenger RNA, 3158 nt
Organism: Owenia fusiformis
Lineage: Eukaryota; Metazoa; Annelida; Polychaeta; Sabellida; Oweniidae
Source: the annotation of a GenBank genome assembly